AUGUUUCUUCUGCUGUACGUGGGCAUAGACCAUAGACUGCUUAUCGUUGCGGCCUUUUUAGCAUGGCGUAAAAACAAAGAGCAGGAGCUAAAGAAGAAAAGCUCCGACAAGUCACUCGACAAGGAAUACGAGGAAAUGAUUAAAAAGGAGGAAAAGACGAGGGAGGCAAAAGCGGCUUAUGAAGCCUGGCAGAAACAGAAGGACGCAGAAUUGAAGGCCAAACUGUUGGCACAAAAACUUCAAAAGCAGAAGGAGGAGGAGAGGAAGCGCGAAGAAAGAGCACAGAGGAGACAGGCCGCUCGGGACUCCUACCUAGCAUGGGAACUCCGCAAGAUUCUAGACCCCAACUUACUGAACAAUUCGCCUUCCCUUCUCCAGGCAGCCUCAAUCGACAGCCUGAAACCCGAAUCUGCACGAUUUUUUCUCCAACGCCAGGCGUGGCGACCGCCUUCGGCGCGGAUUCCAAGCAUUACUUAG
This is a messenger RNA of Dibothriocephalus latus, 477 nucleotides long. The record is from the annotation of a GenBank genome assembly. NCBI's taxonomy places the organism in Eukaryota, Metazoa, Platyhelminthes, Cestoda, Diphyllobothriidea, Diphyllobothriidae.